Messenger RNA from Rhodotorula graminis WP1, 1413 nucleotides. RefSeq lists its product as uncharacterized. The record is from RefSeq and is a predicted model, not a curated record. Gene Ontology annotation, cellular component: Golgi apparatus; endoplasmic reticulum. Bases 1 to 1320 code for a protein of 439 amino acids. The transcript has 8 exons. NCBI's taxonomy places the organism in Eukaryota, Fungi, Basidiomycota, Microbotryomycetes, Sporidiobolales, Sporidiobolaceae. Gene Ontology annotation, molecular function: protein-cysteine S-palmitoyltransferase activity. Gene Ontology annotation, biological process: peptidyl-L-cysteine S-palmitoylation; protein targeting to membrane.
AUGCAGUCCCAGCGGCGAGCGCUGCCGGCCAAGCCGCUGCUGUCCUUCCCGCCAGAACCACCACGAGCCUCCCUCCUCCCACGACGAGAGGGCGAGCGACCUCGGUCGACCCUAUUCCGCGUCGUCGCCCUCUUGCCGCUCGUCGGCAUCUUCUGCCUGCUCGCGUUUGCCACUUACGCCUGCCUGUGGUCCCUCUGCAUCAGCUACCUCCUCGCGCAACGCGGCGAGACGACAAAGGGCCUCAUCUACGCCGUCAUCUACUCGUGGCUCCUGUACGGGUGCGGCGGCAGCUUCUGGAUGGCCUACUGGCGAGGCGGCGGCAUCGUUCCUGGCGCCGGCGACUACAAGCGCUCGGACGAGGAGGCGCGCGUCGCCGACGAGGGCGUCAUGGCCGACGUCGAGACGUUCUUGCUCGGGCGAGGGAGCAGCGAGGAGGAGGCGGUUGAGCGGCCCGACGGCGCCAUCGAGACGGAGCGCCUGCUCGAGGGCGACGAGGUCGGGCGGGCACGGCCAGAGCGAGGCCACGCGCGCAGGAUGCUCCAGGUCAAGAGCGACGGCACUGCUCGUUUCUGCCGCAAGUGCAACGUUCCCAAGCCCGACCGAGCCCAUCACUGCUCGUCCUGUCGUCGCUGCGUCCUCAAGAUGGACCACCACUGUCCUUGGCUCGGCGGCGGCUGCGUCGGAUGGGCCAACUACAAGUUCUUCGUUCUGUCGCUCUCGUACACGGGCCUCCUCGGCGGCUUCAUCGCCGUCGUCCUCUUCCGCGAGCUCGUCAACUUUGUCAACAACACCGAUGAUGGGUUCGAGUACGCGCCCAUCUCGUGGGCGCUCGCCGCUCUCCUCGGCGCCAUCUUUGGCUUUGCGGUCGGCGCGUUCGGCCUGUAUCACCUGUACCUCGUCUCGAAGAACCGCUCGACCAUCGAGGCCAUGGAGCACCCGACCUCGCUCGCGCUCCUCGCGCCGACCACGCGCCUCCAGCCUCACGACCUCACCUCGAAGCAGCGCCGCGCCCUGCACGCUGCCGGCCGCAAGUACAAUAUCUACGACCUCGGCCGCAAGGACAACUUUAAGCAGGUCUUUGGCGACAAGUGGUGGCUGUGGGGCGUGCCGCUCGGCUGGCCACCCGGCGACGGCCAGUCCUUCCCGAUCAACACGGCGCACCUCUCGGCCCUGCGGCGAGCGACCGCCGCCGUCUACGCCGAGGCGGCCGCCGCGCGGUACGAGGCGCGCGAGGGCUCGUUCGAGCUCGAGACGGCGACGGCGUCGGGCACCGAUGAGGACGACGCGAGCGACGAGGACGGGCCGCUGCGGCGAGCAUGAGCGGGACGGCGAGCGAGCGGCGAGGGCACCUUGUUGUAGAACCAGAGGGUCGACGAGAGUGGACGAGGCAACCACGAAUCGGUAUUGCGUGCG